Molecule: messenger RNA, 2892 nt
Organism: Verticillium alfalfae VaMs.102
Lineage: Eukaryota; Fungi; Ascomycota; Sordariomycetes; Glomerellales; Plectosphaerellaceae
Product: fungal specific transcription factor domain-containing protein
Exons: 6
Coding region: 1-2892 (963 amino acids)
Biological process (GO): DNA-templated transcription; positive regulation of transcription from RNA polymerase II promoter by galactose
Cellular component (GO): nucleus
Molecular function (GO): zinc ion binding; DNA-binding transcription factor activity, RNA polymerase II-specific; oxidoreductase activity, acting on the CH-CH group of donors
Source: RefSeq, a predicted model, not a curated record
AUGUCGGGAUCCACGGCUGCCGGCACGGCAUUUGUCGACCUCGAUGAGGUUCGCGUCCCCAUUGACAUGGUCGUCGGUGAACGAGGCAAGGGCUUCAAAUACAUCGUGUCGAACUUUAACCACGAGCUCUGCGCUGCGCGAGGGUGUGCCUCGAGGACUCGAUUUCCCGUCAUCAGGUUCAAGUUCGCCAACAUGAGCCGAGAAACAGAAGCUUUGCAGUCCUGGAUCGAGGUAGGUCGACGCGGCACGCAUUGUUGUGGAGUGGUCGCCGCUAACUUGUCGCCACAGAGCUUGAUCUACCAGCUGUCGCAGCUGGCUCCGGCCGAGGCAGACCUCCUGCUCGCAGGCACGACGGCGCAGCUCAAGGCUCACUCGGGCAUCGUCCUGGAGCACGUCGUCCGCGAGGCGGUGCAGAUCCUCGGCGGCAUCGGUCUUACCAGAGGUGGUCGUGGCGAGCGUGUCGAGCGCAUCUGGCGCGACGUCAAGGCCAUUACCGUGCCGGGCGGUAGCGAGGAGAUCCUCCUUGACCUGGCGACGAGGCGAGCCUUGAAAAUAUCGGAUGAACUGCGACAGGUGACGGGCAAGGGCGUCAAGAGCCGGAUAAAAUCCCACGCCCUUCAAGCGACCUGCAGCUACCUCGUCAACUGGAGAGCCCGCCGCGAAAAAGAGGGCCAAGUACACCACCAACGCAUGGUGAGGCGUCCCCUCCCAAGCUUAUCCGCAAACCCGUAUGCGUCUGCCGCGGCCGCUGCUGAUUCGAUCUCAUCCAGCAAACAAUGCCAGAAACGAAAGCUCAAGUGCAUCAGAGCCGACAACCAGCUAGAAUGCCAAAGAUGCAUCACCGAUGGCGCCACCUGCGUCGUAGCACCCAACUCGACCACGCGGGCCAAAGACGUGGAAGUCGAGAAGGAAUCGCAGGAAGGCACCAUUGGAGAUGACAGCAGCUCGAGAGAGAACCCCCAGAUGGAGAACCUCGCCGAGGACAUCUCACGCCUCCAACAGCAGGUUGCCACCCUGAUCGAGGGCAUGCGCGAACUCACCGAGCGAGGCCGCAGCAGCGACUACGGCGUCGCGCCCCUCGGCACGAAUCAGCAAGUGAGCCCCGCGUACUCGGCCCACGCGAGAGCAUCGAGGCACAAGAGCGCCGAGCCGAUGCAGCCGCACUUUGUCGGUCCCACGCGCCCUGCCUUCAGCCUGCGCAUCGCCGAGAUCUCCCUGACGCGCAUGGGCAUCGGGUCGAACGAGGCCCUGCCGCCGAGCGCCCCGGACUCGCGCGCUGGCUCCCCGGGGCCGUCGUCGCCCGAGCCGCAGAUGGCGUCGCAGGUUGGUCUGGGCUACGAUCCCCUGCUGACCUUUGCGCCGGGGGAGAUUCUGCGCCUACUGGACGUGUUCCAGGAGGAAGUCGAAUCCGUCUACCCCUUCAUCGAGGUGGCCCAUCUGGCUGCCGGCGUCCCCCACGUCCUGGCCUUUCUUCGGAACCCCGAGGAAGACAUGGCGCCUUCGAUGCGGCGAGCCCUGCAAAAAGACAUGCGACUCAUGAAGAUUGCCAUCGCCACGGGCAUCGUCAUCGAGGCGCACGGCAGGAACGACGCGAGUACAUUGCUGACAGACUCGGUCGAGGCAGAGAUCAGCUACGCGUCGCGUCUCAAUGUUGACCUCAAAGAGGUGCAAUUGUGCACAAUGCUCAGCAUAUACCAUUUCCACUGCGACGAGGAGCUCCUCGCCUGGCGUCUCAUUGGCACCGCCGCCCGCACAGCUCUCGAAAUGGGUCUGCACCGAAAACAGAGCUUGGUCGACAACUUUCAAGAGACGCACGACCGGAACCUCGCCGUUCGGGUCUUCUGGUGCAUCUAUGCCCUCGACCGCCGCUGGUCAUUCGGCACAAGUCUUUCUUUUGCACUUCAUGAUCGCGACAUUGACCCUGAGUUGCCCGAGCCGGUUCGUCUUCCACCGUCAGGCACCGGGUCGCAUGCUGACCAAAGAAAGGGCGAGGGCUUCCAGUAUCUCAGCUGUAUGGUCGCCUACGGAAGACUGUGCUCGAAAGUGUGGGAAGCUCUUCCCCUCUUCGGCCCGUCGACCAAUUGCAUCCCCAAAGACACAGUCGGGUAUCUCGACUACAUGGCGCAGAAUUGGCUGGCAUCGAUACCGCGGGAACUCCAGCUGCGACACCCACGCCUCGGCCUGGCCCCGCGCAUGCAGCCUCGCGUCACCCACCGCCUGCGCACGCUGCUGUACCUCCGCGGCAACCACAUCCGCACCAUGAUCCACCGCCACUACGUCCUCACCUCGGCAGCGAUCGAGUCAGACCUCCAGGCUGCGCGGAACGUUGUGGAUAUUGCCCAGGACAGUCUCCAGGUGCUGGUCCACCUCAACGAAAGCAGUGACAUCUACGUCCGGCAGCAGAGCGCGUUCAACUAUUUCCUCCUCAGCGCCCUCGCCGUCAUCUUCCUCGCCGUCUGUCACGCGCCCGCCACGUUUGCCGAGCCGUGCAGAGACAGCUUCCUCGCGGCGCUGCAGCUCGUCAAGGGCUUCUCCCGCCACGGCAGCGCCAGUCGUCGCCUGUGGAAGAGCAUCCGGGGGCUCGUGCCGCGCGUCAAGUCGCUGGCCCUGCGAUCCGAGGCGGAGAAGAGUCAGAUGGAGCACGACAAGGAGAGACAGGCCGGCCUCGACGAGGCGCAGGCAGACGUCGAGACGGCGGUUGAGCACACGUACACCAGUGGCGGCGCGGAACGACAGCCCCUGGCAGGACAUGUGGCCGCCGAUGGACGAGGAGAUCAGCCCCGGGUUGAGCAGCUCGAUCCCGGAUGCCUUCCACAUGAGCGUCGACCUGAUGAGCCUGUUCGACUCGUUCGGCAUGCCACCGGAUUCGGCCAUGGCGACGGGGUCUUUUGA